Messenger RNA from Wickerhamiella sorbophila, 567 nucleotides. RefSeq lists its product as hypothetical. NCBI's taxonomy places the organism in Eukaryota, Fungi, Ascomycota, Dipodascomycetes, Dipodascales, Trichomonascaceae. The record is from RefSeq and is a predicted model, not a curated record. The transcript is spliced from 2 exons. Bases 1 to 567 code for a protein of 188 amino acids.
AUGUCCACUUUUCCUCUCAGAGACCAUUUGACAGAGGAGUCGCAGCCAGAGAGCCCGGCAGUUUUGCUGUCAAACAAGAUGUACAGCGAGGCUGCUGCCUCGUUUGUGAACCACAAUAACGUGGAAAAGGGGGUAGCGUCUGCCUGCCUCUGUGGAAACGACUCUCUUCUCCUCAAGCUGGGAUCUCAGGCAACCUCGGUUGCGUUACAGGCACAAAAAGUUAUAGAGAAACGACCGCUGGACUCGCAGGACGCCACGAUAAUUGCAGGUGUCCUCGGAAUCGCCCGAACGGAAGCUAUGCGCCAGAUCGCCGAGGCAAACGUCUUUUUGGUCGCGGCAGUGUCCAAGUCGGUUUACCUCAGCACUCUCGACAGAGUGCUCGUCGGCCUGGUUCCGGACAGCAGCAGUCUCGUGGCGUCUCUUGUUCGGUCAGGCCGUCUGCAGGCCCGAAUCGACCAAGUAAACGGAGCCGUGAAGUUUCUCGACAGUGAGCAUGCCGGCUGUGCUACCAGUCGACGCACAAUCUUUGCCCAGGUCGACGAUCUGGCCAAACAACUAAAGCCCUGA